Molecule: messenger RNA, 923 nt
Organism: Salvia splendens (bonfire salvia)
Lineage: Eukaryota; Viridiplantae; Streptophyta; Magnoliopsida; Lamiales; Lamiaceae
Product: acyl-CoA-binding domain-containing protein 3
Exons: 3
Coding region: 154-657 (167 amino acids)
Biological process (GO): fatty acid metabolic process
Molecular function (GO): fatty-acyl-CoA binding
Source: RefSeq, a predicted model, not a curated record
GUUAUCACCUGGGCCGCGGGGCCCACUCGGUGAAUGCUUGUACCCGAAUAUACUCUGCCCAUAUCCCUUCAAAACCACCUCUUUUCUAUUUUGUUCGUGUUCCCCAUUAUUCCCAUCUCUCUCUCUCUCUCUUAGUCUAGAUACAUACAACGCAUGGAUUCAGUACUAAUAUCCCUGGUAGGAUUAUCUGCUUUGGUUUUCCUGAUUCUCGACACCCUCGAUUCGCAUCAAUCUUCGAAACAGAGCGGCUCUGAUGUAGUAAUUGCGAGGAGAGGAGGAGGUGAAAGUGUCGGUGCGGAAGGAGAGGGAGAGAAGCGUCGGGAAUCGGAGUGUAAUCGGAUCAGUGAUGAUUGGGAGGGAGUUGAGAGAAGCGAAUUGGAGAAGAUCUUUGGUGAGGCUAUGGUUUAUGUGGAAUCAUCUCAGAACAUUGGUGAAGAUGUGAAGCUGCUGCUCUAUGGGCUUCAGAAGGCUGCUCUUCAAGGGCCUUGCUACGGAUCGCGGCCCACGCCAUUGCACCUAUCUGCUCGAUCCAAAUGGAACGCUUGGCAGAAGGUAGGGAAUAUAAGUGAGGAGAUAGCGAUGGAGAAAUAUAUAGCCACGUUAUCGGAGGUAAUUCCUGAUUGGAAUAAGUGUGAAAGAGAUGAAGCUGGGAGCUGACUGUAAUUGGAUUGUCAAUAUUGGCUGAAUGUUGAUAAUUGAUGAACAUAAUGGCAGCAGGGGUGUAUAUAUACAUAUAUAUUAGAAUAAUUGAUAGCAUUAGUCAUAAUAAUUAUGUGAAGGGAAAGGAGUCAUUUUCUCUUGAAUCUACCGUUUCAAUCUGAUAGGCAUAUCUUACCCCUCUUAUCUACCUAGCAAUAGAAGGGAAGAGAUGUGCAUUACUCAAUUAUUUUUUUACUCCAUUUAAUUAAUUUUUUUUUUGCUCA